GACCUGCGGGUGCAGGAGGGCCAAUAUCCCAGCGAUGAAACGCCACUGGAGACCGCAUGGACCUUCUGGUACGACAAGAAGACCAGCGAUCGCAAGGAAAGCGAGCAGUACAUGGAAGGUCUGAAGCAGUUGGGCAGCUUCAACACCAUUGAGGGCUUCUAUCGGCACUACAGCUACUUGCUGCGGCCCUCAGAGGUUCCAAGGGAUCACAAUGUGCUUCUCUUCCGCAAGGGAUACAGACCCAUGUGGGAGGAAUUCCCGGAGGGUGGGUGCUGGAUCAUCCGUAUCAAGCGGAAGGCUUCACAGAACUAUGUGAAUCGCAUGUGGGAGAACCUCCUUUUGGCCUUCAUCGGAGAGGAAUUCGAGCUGCCAGACGUGGUGGGCUGCGUGCUCUCCACCCGCCUCAAGGACGAUGUGCUGUCGGUCUGGAAUCUGACCAACAGGGACAAUUCCGCACGCUUCCGUAUUGGCGAGAAGUUGAAGGAGGUCCUGGGGCUGGAUAUGAAUGCCUUGAUCCAAUACAAGGAUCACAUGCAAAGCCUCCAGGCUGGCAUGACGAAUCGGGUCACCAUGCCGUCUCCAAUGGAAGAGAAGAUGAAAGCCAUGUUGGCCCUGAAUGCCAGAGGAGGCAAGCAGGAUGCCAAGGUCGAGGAAAGAUCACUGGUGCUUUCGGAAGGAAAUCCUCAAGCAGGGUCAAGAGGUCAAGAGACUUGGGACAUGGUGGGGCAGACGGAGCUGGUGCCGCAGCAACAAGUUGGGAGAAGAUCGCGGAACGCAGGCAUCCACACCAUCGAAAUCUACUGGCCGCAGUUCUAUUUCACCCAAGUUGACAUGGAGGAGUUUGAUGCCAAACCAGACAGGUAUGGCCCGACAGUCAUCGGGAAAUACACCAAAGGCAUCGGCCAAGUGGAAGCGCGCUUCCCCACCGAUGAUGAGGAUCCCAUCUCCUUCUCCAUGACUGUCGUCCACCGACUACUGGAGAGGAUGGAACAAAAAGGCAUCAACGAGACGGGGAACUACAUGCCCAAUGGGCAGCCUUUGAGUGUCUGGAACGCUAUUGGCCGCAUAGACAUCGGCACCGAAUCUAUUCAGGACCGGUCCAAAUCGAUGAAGUCCUAUGUGAUGGACAUCUUUGAGCGCUAUGCCAACGAGUCCAACAUCGAGGGUGUGGAUCAAUACAACGCAUGCUAUGGCGGUCAAGCCUGUGGGCUUUGUACUUUGAGUUGGGUUGAGUCAGAUCGCUGGGACGGCCGCUACGGCAUUGCGGUGGCCACGGAUAUCUCCGAGGCUCAUCCAGGCUUCAUGGCCUUCGUUGGAGCGGCAACCACUGCGACGCUCUUUUUCCCGGACGCGCCCAUGUCUCACCACAGUCAACGCGCCUCCUGUGUGCUACAUCGUUUCGACUUCUGCAAACCGGUUGGCUGGCAUGAUAUGGCACCCAUCACCGAUGGCAAGUACAGUGUGGAGUGCUACCUUGACGCGUUGGAUGCCUGUCAUUCGACCUUGAGGCAGAAGCUGAAUGGACGUGGUCCUUUAGAGGUGACCGACUUGAACGUCUUCCACACUGGCGGUGGUUAUCACAUUGUGAAGAAGGCUUUUGAACGACUUGUACGAGCGGAGCAGAAAGGCAUUAAGCCGGAUGAGAAGGAGCGACUCGUCCAGGAGAAGCUCGCGCCCUCUGUGAGUUUGUUGAAGAUCAUCGGACCCUGCCACACCGUCUCGUCAUUCCUGAACACUUCUUCUGUCAUCAUGAACAAGAUGGAGCAGGCCUUAGGGAAAAUCAUCCUCGUUUUCACGUAUGGCUCUGGUUGUGCAGCGAGCAUGUACCAGAUGCGCGUGGACGAUGUUCCUUUCUUCGACCCCUUGGAAAUCUGGAAGCUACAGUUCUAUCGCAACGCCAUCAAGGUCACCCCAGAGGAGUCGGUCCCAUUGCACCACUACUAUGUGCAGACGUGGAUGAAGUUCGACUACUUCCCACAGGGUCGAAGGACGUGCAAGAUCUCUUUGUGGAAGUAUGAGGAAGAUGUCUACUACCUCAUGCAGAUCGACAAGUUUGGGCGCCGCUUUUAUCAUCGAGGUGGACUCUCAACUGGCCCUCUGGAUCCCAGCUUGAAGCUGCCCGUCGAUAAGGCGGAGGAGCGGCCGACCCGCGAGAGUUGGGGUCCCGUUCUGGUGCGACCGGAAGAGAAGCCCAAGAUGUUGACCAGCAGUGGCUUGGUGGUCGAACAUCCGCUAACAGCAGGUUUUCUGACCAGUGUGAAGAUUCCGCAAAGCAAAGGGCCACACAUGUCGGUGCCGCUUUCACGACUGAUCAACAUGGCUGCGGCCAUCGCCUUUUGGACAGCCAGUUUAGACGUUGGUCUAGCAGGUUGA
Messenger RNA from Durusdinium trenchii, 2373 nucleotides. The record is from the annotation of a GenBank genome assembly. NCBI's taxonomy places the organism in Eukaryota, Dinophyceae, Suessiales, Symbiodiniaceae.